Molecule: messenger RNA, 612 nt
Organism: Trypanosoma theileri
Lineage: Eukaryota; Euglenozoa; Kinetoplastea; Trypanosomatida; Trypanosomatidae
Product: TATE DNA Transposon
Exons: 1
Coding region: 1-612 (203 amino acids)
Source: RefSeq, a predicted model, not a curated record
AUGCGGGGCGACAACCCGCAAUCCGCCCUUCCAUCAUUACGGGAAGGAGCGACACGACACCUGGCCGCACAAAGGAUGUCUGAAGAGCACCGCAUGACCACGACGUGGCAUACCCGCAUCGAUACAUUGCGACGGUAUCUGGGUAAUCAUCUCCAAAUGACUCGGGAGGCAGAACACACACGGGACAACGACGUCCGUGCCCUCCUUCGAGCGGAGUUCCCAGGAAACACGGCCCCAAGAACACGUGAACAUGGACCCAAGUCUUUAUCUUCAAAACAUUCGUCUCUCUUUGCAAGUCAACAACGAGACAACAAAACAUCAACAGCAGUAACAACGCCAGCAUGCAAUAUACUUCAUCGGCCACUCCAUUUGAAGGACGCCACCCCCUCCUCAACAUCGAGGCCGUCCGAGGAUUGCCCACAGCGCAUACGGCUGCCAGAGACUUCCUGGAGCGUGCGCUACGUUGUAUGGCGGCCAACCUUUUUUCGACGAUUUACGCACAUCCCGAACCAUCAAGAAGACACAUCUCACGAUGACGGACAUACGGAGAGCAGUCGAGAUGAGAAGAGGUUCGAACGCGUACCGAACGGAUUUGGUCUCCAAUAUUCUUAA